AUGGUUCAGUAUUUGUUUAGCGAAACGGAGCACGUUGUUGACUCAGAGCGAAAAAUGGGUUUCGUGGUUACAACUAGGACGGUUAUAGCACAGUUUGGUAUCGCAAUGCGGACACAACUUGAUCAAAACUCUCGCUUGGAAGAAGCUUGUGGAUUAUACAACAAGAACAAAAGCUCUUGCAGUGAUGACUGUAGCGAGUGGGUGAGUGUAGCAACGACUGAAAGUUGCGAUGAGAUUUUGAUUUUAGGCUUCAUAAUAUUUUUGUACAUGUCGCGAGAAUCAAGGCCAAAAAAAAACCUCAAAUAUACGAAAAGCCUGUUGUUUUCUUUACAUGAAACAAUAACACGAGCAGCAGUAGCAAAGCACAAAGUUAUGAGAUUGAACUGA
Molecule: messenger RNA, 387 nt
Organism: Clunio marinus
Lineage: Eukaryota; Metazoa; Arthropoda; Insecta; Diptera; Chironomidae
Source: the annotation of a GenBank genome assembly